AUGGCAGUCCGCAAGCGCCACGAAGCGCGCCGUCGCUACCACUGGCCCGAACUUCAACUCAACAUCUGGAUCAUGGUCGUGCUCUCAUGCUCAGCGACAUGUCUUGGAAUCUUCGGGUGGUUCAUGGCCGUGCAAACGCAAAUGCAUCUUGGGACACCAUGGCUCUUCCCUUACAUGGUUGUCAGCAGCGCUCUGGGCGUGCUCUUCAUAUUCCUCAUUCUGGUCCUUGCGUCGCGACACUUCCUCUUGCCGGGGAUUAUCAUCAUCGGCAGCUUUAUUCUCCUCGUGCUGUGGUUGACGGGUCUGAUUGAGACUUCACUACAGCUGUAUGGGGUUGUCGGGAAUGUGAAUGAUAAUUGCAAGAUUUAUGUGGAGGAUAAUAAGUCUUGGGGGAAUAAUAUUAAUACUUUGGCUUGGUUGACGCAGAGUACUAUUUGCAAUUGUUGGAAAACUGCCUUUGCGCUUGAGCUUGUUAAUACUAUUUUCUACCUUUGGAUGAUGAUUAUGUCGUGGCAAGUUAAUCGGGAUGUUUAUGAUUGA
Penicillium concentricum is the source of this 540-nucleotide messenger RNA. RefSeq lists its product as uncharacterized. The record is from RefSeq and is a predicted model, not a curated record. The coding region runs from base 1 to 540 and encodes 179 amino acids. The transcript has 3 exons. NCBI's taxonomy places the organism in Eukaryota, Fungi, Ascomycota, Eurotiomycetes, Eurotiales, Aspergillaceae.